Molecule: messenger RNA, 1035 nt
Organism: Solanum tuberosum (potato)
Lineage: Eukaryota; Viridiplantae; Streptophyta; Magnoliopsida; Solanales; Solanaceae
Product: cell differentiation protein RCD1 homolog
Exons: 8
Coding region: 29-898 (289 amino acids)
Biological process (GO): mRNA catabolic process
Cellular component (GO): CCR4-NOT complex
Source: RefSeq, a predicted model, not a curated record
AAAGAUUUAGUUUAACCGUUUUCUGGAAAUGAGUAACCCGUCGGAGCGUCGUUACAGGGCGGAGCAAUUGAUAAUGAAUCUUGGUGAGAGUAGUAUUCGCGAAGAUGUUCUUAUUGAACUCAACAAUUUCAUCAUAGAGCAGUCAACUGAAGCAAUGCGCAUGGAUCUUGGAUUUCACUUGUGGAACUCUGAACUUACACUCACCAUACUUUUACAGGAAGUAGUAGCAGUGUACCCCAAGCUUUUAGACCCAACAUUAACUAUGGCGGAAUGUACUCGACUUUGUAAUGCUCUUAAUGUAAUUCAGGUGAAUAUACGUUUCGGUUCUGUUGUAUGGCUUCUCCACCCAGAUGCAAGAAUCGGGCUCCUCAAAGCAAACAUACCAUAUUUUCUUAAUCCAUUUCUCCGAAUCUCUGAAAAUGUGAUGAGGCCUCUGCGAUUUGUGACACUUAGCAUCUUGAAUCUUAUUUCUGCCCUAGCAAAGUUCGAUGAGUCAUAUGGGCAAGAAAUUCUUCUUUUAUUGCUAGACACACAAGUAGUUCCUUUAUGCAUGCACUGCAUCCUUCAUGGUGAUCAACUGAUACGGAAGGUUGCAACACUCAUACUUAUGAAAAUCUUGAUGCAAGAGAAAGGGCUAAAAUAUUGUUGUGCUCUCCCCGCUCGUUUUCUGUUAGUGAUACAAGUCCUGCGUCAACUGGUAGACACAUUUACUUCUGAAAUCCCUUGCUCACAGCAGCUAAAAUAUGUUGUUCAAUGCUACCUAAGUCUUUCGCGAGUAGCAUGGGUAGGCGGGGUAUAUGAUACAGUGAGAACCAAUAUUCCAAAACAGCUAAUUGACAACACUUUUGGCAUCAUUACUCGUGACGAUCCAGAGUUCCAAAUAUGCUGCAUCAGUUAGUGUUGAAUCUAACUCGUCAACCAUCACAAUAAUUGCUAGUAGAUACAGCUAGCAAAAGUGUUGGGAAGUAACUAGUAGAAAGAGCUACCAUAUAUAGAGAUUAAACUACAACAAUUUUGCAGCUUUACUAUGUAAUG